AUGUCGCUCCUCACCAGAUACCUGCCGUUCGCGGCCUCCACGACACCGCUGCACGCCGCGACGUACCUACUCGGCAUCUCGCUCUUCUCCAUCUCUUUCCUAGUGUUCCUGAAUAGCAGCGUGUCCUUUGUCAUUACCGACCUAAUCGGCCAAAAGGACGGCGUGGGCGAUGUCGUCGGUACGCUAGGCUUCGCCGACGAGAUCGUCGCCCUGAUCGCUUGCCCCAUCUGGGGCCUCAUCUCGACCGGCUGGGCAAUCUUCUUCGCCGUUGGUGCCACCGCCGCCGCCACCAUGGUCACCGCGAUCCUACCCUCACUCACCGACGAAAGCGACACCCAUGCGGCCGCAGCCCUCUCCCGUCGCGGCGGCCCCAAGCCCAACGCCAGCCGUACCUCGCGCGAGAGCGUCGCCCUCUCUCUCUCCUCCGAGCUCACCAUCACCCCCGAGCGCUACACCCGCACCGCUCGGCAAGCCUCGGCCCUCGCCGGCUACGUCGGCGUCUUUACCGGCUGCGGCGCCCUGCUUGCCCUCUCCCUCUUCUUGCCCUUGCCCGCCCGCUUCGGCGAGAUGGACGGCGUGAGCACCGCUGACGCCGUCACCUAUGCGUUUUACGUCGUUUCCGCCGUCUCCCUCCUCGUCGCUGGCUUCGUCUUCGUCGGGCUCAAGGGCCUCAAGGGCGAAGAUGGGAAAGGGUGGGCUGUCCUCUUUGGGAGCCACCAUGGCGAGCGCGCCGGCAGUGACUCCGAGGAUGGUUCCGAGGACUCUGCUCUGCAGCGACCCAUCCUCCCCUACCGACACCUCCUCAAAGAGGCCGUCAAACUCGGCUUUUCCGACUCCAACAUCGCCCUCGGCUACCUGGGCGGCUUCGUCGCCCGCGCCUCCACCGUCGCCAUCUCCCUCUUCAUCCCCCUCUUCGUCAACACCUACUUCAUCAGCAACGGCUUCUGCCAGGGCUCCCCCACGACCCGUCCCCCGAACUCAAGAAGGAGUGCCGCGCCGCCUACAUACUCGCCUCCAUCCUCUCCGGCGUCGCCCAGCUCCUCGGUCUCCUCUGCGCCCCGCUCUUCGGCUACCUCUCCAGCCGCACCCGCCGCGCCAACCUCCCCUCCCGAGAUCAAGGACGUCGACGGCCGCGGCGGCGGGCCUCUCGUCUUCCUCCUCGUCGCCCUCAUGGGCAUCAGCCAGAUUGGCGCCAUCGUCUGCUCCCUCGGCUCCCUCGGCCGCGGCGAUGACGACGGCGAAACCGACGGUGUCGGCGCCCAUGGCGACUCGGCUGCCGCUCGCGGAGCCCACGGCGAGACCACCGCCCUCCUUCCUGCCGCCAUCGAGGACGAAGAGGAAGGGGAGGACCACGCCAACGGCGGCUACGGUGCGGCCCUCGCCGAUGCCCGUAGUCGCGUGCGCCUCAAGGGCUCCAUCGCAGGCAUGUACUCGUGGUGCGGUGGCGCCGCCAUCCUCCUCCUCACCAAGCUGGGAGGCUACCUCUUCGACUCUGUAUCCACGGGCGCCCCCUUUUACAUGAUGGCCGCCUUUAACGCCGUCUGGCUCUUUGCUAGCCUGGGCAUCGAUAUGGCUAGGGAGUUUCGCGAGAGGAGGUGA
Messenger RNA from Parascedosporium putredinis, 1599 nucleotides. The record is from the annotation of a GenBank genome assembly. NCBI's taxonomy places the organism in Eukaryota, Fungi, Ascomycota, Sordariomycetes, Microascales, Microascaceae.